GUGGUGUAUGGUGUCUGUGUCAGGUGCUGAGCAGCAGUGUGGUGUGUCAGGGUGUGUGUGAGUGUAUCAUGGAUGUACGUGUACCAGAGUCGUCUCCGGAACUGAAUCUGACUUUACAGUCGUACGAACGGGGCAAGAUGUUGGAGGCCAGAUUCUUCAGGCUGGUUCCUCUGCAGGGCUCCUUUCUGAAGGUCCAGGUCUCUUCUACCAGCGCUGUGCUCAGCUGGACUGACUGGACCACUGAACAAACACAGCACGUGUGUGUAGAUGGUCAGUGUUGGAUGCUUUCAUCUUCUCAGCCGUCGCGCUUGGUGUCAGGACUGCAACCUGGAACACGUUACACAGUUACUGUAGAGCAGAAAACACACCUUCCACAUAUCAAUAUCACACUCACGGAGAAGCUGCAGCUGGCUAUAGAGACAGGCAGGUGUCCUGUGGGCUGGGUGGCGUCAGGAUGGAACUGUUUCCUGGUCAGACAGGAUGUACGGACGUGGUCUGAAGCACAGCGGGUGUGUGAGAGCACUGGGUCAGGGGUCCACCUGGCCAGUAUGAAGAUGGACACUGACUUCCUGUCUGUCUCUGCCGAACUCCAGUCCCACAAUCACCUGCUGCUGCUGUGGACCUCUCUGAAUGACCGAGGGGAAGAGGGUCAUCUGUGCUGGGCUGAUGGCUCCGCCUACAACCUGAGUGUUGCUGUAAUAGCAUCUCUCUCAGCCAAUCAGACGGACUGUUUUGCCCUUCAGAAGAACGCCACAGGACCAGGCUACUUCUUCACCUCUCUACCGUGUGACGUACAGCUUCCCUACCUCUGCCACACACCAUUGCUGCAGAGGUCUUUCUCUGGCCUGUAUGUGGACAGCGUGCAGGAGACAGAAGCAGUCUUCAGCUGGUCAGACAUUUCUCAGCUCCACUCGUCUCUUGGCUCAGUGCUCAGCCUGCAUGUUCAUGACCGGUCCGAAUCCUGUUAUUUAGUUCUGAAUUUUUUGCUUUUUACAAUAUAUGUGUGCGUGUGGUUUAUUUAUUUAUUUAUUUAUUGUUAUUAUUAUUGUUAUUAUUUAUUUUAUUUUUUUACAGGACCAAACCCUCCACAGAACAUCACUGUGACGGAUGUCACAUCCAGUCAGAUUGCACUGUCCUGGGAUGCCCCUGACUCUACCCAUGAUGCUUUGUUUGAGCGCUACUUCCUGUACUGGGUGGAUGCAGCAUCUCUUAGGGGGCGGGACUUGUGGUUGAACAGAGGGAAUCUCAGUGCUGUGAUUGCUGAGCUGCAAGCUUAUCAUGUAUACAGAAUCAGUCUGGUGUCAGUCACAGCAGAGGGGGUGGAGAGCUCUGAAGCCACCCCCCUGGUUGUCAUCACAGAGGUUAACCCUCCACGCAGUGUUUCAGUAUCAGCUAUCGGGACAGAAAACCUGACCGUGUGCUGGGAGAAGAAUCGUGACGAUGAGGUUGAUGCAUAUCACAUCCAGCUACGGCCACACACUGGACGUCAGGGGCGCUCCCGAGAAUUCUGGGUGAACAGCUCAGACUGUAUUACGUUGACGACGCUUGUGCCUGGUGAAACGUAUGAUGUGGGUGUGGCUACAGAAAGGGGCGGGAACAGGAGCCUGGAGAAAACCUUACAACUGACAUUAAAGCCACAGAUGGUCCGACAUGCCAUCCCGUAUGCUGUGGACAUGGACUCCGUGGUCCUGUUUGUACAGAUGCCCACGAGUGGUGUUUAUGAUGGCCUCGCUGUAGCUUCCAGCAGGAACCGCACCUGGAUUCCGAUGUCCAGCGGUACGAGUAAAGCUGUGGUGGCGAAUCUGAGUCCAGGAACGGCGUAUGAUUUCCAGCUGUUUGUCACCAGCAGAGGCGUGAGCAGUGACGGCUUCGGAUUGCCCCCGGUCAGAACCUGUUUGGCACCUCCAUUGCGUGUGCGUGCCGGUGUUGUGACAGAACACUCAGUAGAAGUGCUGUGGGAUCGAGCACAAGGCCACGAGCACACGUAUGAAGUGCUUUGUAUGGGCUGUACUGACACUGUCAUGGUAAGAUCUUUUGUAGGAGAAUGUGUGUGUGUGUGUGUGUGUGUGUGUGUGUACGGAAUAGGGGCUGUGUGUGUCUUGCAGGUGCAGAAAGUGUCACAGACUCGGGCGGUAUUUCAUGGUGUGAUCGCUGGAAAGCUGUGUAACAUCUCAGUGCGCACAGAGAAGGAGUCUUUCAGAGACAGUGCACCUGUUUUCCUCACCAUCAGAGCUUUCCCUAGCUCGGUCACGUUACUGCUAGUGCGGAGGACGGCAUCGUCUGUGUGUGUGAGCUGGCGCGAUGGACCAGGAGUGUGUAACGCUUUCAUCCUGUCUAUCCGAAACUCCACCUACAACCUGCAGAUGAGGCUCAGGGUCUCUGAUGAGAGGUACAGUAUGAACUCAGAAAUUGCAUCAUUGUAUAGUAUUGAUCUUUUAUUUCAUUCACCGAGUCAGGGUAAUUUUCUCAUUAGACGGUAUAACUUUGACCAUCUUCCUCCUGGGACUGUUUACACUGUCGAGGUGAUAAGUGUGAGUGGAGAGAGACACAGUUUUCCCACUGCACUUACUGUUAACACGUUUCCAGCACCUCCUGAUGCCAUCACCUUUAUUGAACAGGAAGGAAAUGCCAUGUACGUCACCUGGACACGACCGCAGGGACAAGUCACUGGCUACAGGUUGUUCUACAGGCUCAGUAUGGACACUUCUCUUCCUCACCGAGUCAUCGUCCAUGGCAACCACGUGAAGAUAAAUGACCUCAUCCCAGGAAGUGAUUAUGAGUUUGAGAUCCAGUCCUUCCUGGGGAAAGAUUUCAGCCAGAGUGUCAGCAAGAACACCUCCACUAGUCCGGCAGGUGUGUGUUCUCUUUCUCUGUCUCACGUCAACUCCUCGUCUGUCACACUGGCUUGGGACGUUGCCGUCGGCCAUUUUGACUUCCACAGGGUGACAGUCAGUAACGAUUCACACCGCUGGGUGUACAGCGUGAGCGCAGACACUCGGGAAUACACCGUGAGCGGCCUGCGGGACGGCUGCUCCUACAACACCGCUGUGGAACGAGUCAGGAACAUGCAGAGUGGGACAGCUGCCACUCUUAGCGUACACACAGUCCCUGCUAUUCCUGAAGACGUGUCUGUGGUCAGUGUGUCUCCUCGCUCGUUCUCUCUCUACUGGCUGCCAUCUUCCGGAUGUGAUCAGCGCUAUUCGGUCCAUCUUACCCCAGACCAUGGCAAUGUGACCAUGAUAACUACAGCAGAUGGACAUAUACAGGCCAAUGUGUCCAGUGUGAGUCCAGGAACACAGUACACAAUAACAGUCAGUGCGGUCGCCUCCUCGGGACUGAGCUCUGCUGUGAGCCGCUCCAUCACCACCUCUGAAUCUGUUCCUGCAGCGCCCUUUAAACCAGAAGGAGAGCGAGUGGGCUCGAAUGGAAUCCUCCUCUCGUGGAAGAUGCCGUCUCCACCUGACCUGACCAUCGACUCAUUCAUCAUCAGAUACAAGGAAGUGUGUCCACAUCCUGACCCCACCUUCACUGAGGUCAGGAAGAACAUGGACAUCCCAGAAACCCUGCUGAACACACUCUCACCGGGGGCCACGUAUAAUAUUAAGGUUGCAGCAAUGAAUAAGGCAGGAGUCGGACCCUUCAGCCAGUCACUUUACUUCAAAACUGCAGAGGCCCCUCCUGGCAUGGUGACAAAUCUCACGGCUUUUGCUCAGAAUCACUCCUCUGUGGAACUGAAAUGGUUUCUACCCGUACGCAUCAACGGACUCAUCACUAAGUUCACAGUGAAAGCCAAACACGCCAGAACAGGGCAGACGGUCCAGACUCUGGAGCUCAACGCUGAGGAGAGCAUGAACGGAGCUCUGCCUCACUGCAACGAUGCUGCAGACUUUCUGUCCCGUGGAACUCCAAGCCCCUCCAUAACCCCAGUAAUAACAUCUGCAUUGCCACCUCUCACCAUGUCGGCCAUUCCUCCCGCCUCCAUCUGGAAUGUGCCAAUCACAGUGGGAAUGGACAUGCUCCGCCCCUAUACUGCCUAUGUGUUCGAGGUGUCCGCCUUCACCAGUGAUGGGGAGGGACAAAUCGCCAGCACUAUGGUCCGCAUGCCAGAGGCUGCUCCUGAAGAUUAUCCACAGAAUUUGUCUGUAUGGAACAUAACCUCAAAAGCCGUCUCCCUGUCCUGGGAAUCUCCAGCCAUCAUCACAGGACGUUACACCUACAUCGUCCAGCUCUACGGCCCUGCAGGUCUCAUUAGUGAGAACAGUACGAGUGAACAGACGAUCAUUUACAGUGGACUGACUCCAUACACACACUACCACAUCAUGGUCAUGGCCAAAUCAGCCGGAGCUACCGGGCCUGCUGCAAAAAUCAACAUCUCAACACCUUCAGAGGCAUCUCUGUUAGCCCCCAGCGCAGUGUCGUAUCUCAGAGCAGCAGCUGUGGAUUCCACGUCUGUGCGUCUGUCCUGGGGAACCCCGAACCAGCCCAACGGACUCAUUACUCACUACCGUAUCCUCGUCCUGCACCAUGAGACGCUUGUACAGGACAUCAUGCUCCGAGCACUGCAGCAGAAUACAAGCCAGAAUGGUGCUAACACUGGUAUGUUGUCGGGAGUUUCCAGCGACACUUCUCAAGCUCUGCACCGCUCUGCCAGAUCACUUAACACCAGCAUGGCUACUGAACACACCGCUUUCACGCUCGUCUCCUCCAGUCUUACGAGCCUAACAGUCACUGAAAAACCCAACACCGAUGCAACAAACUCCCACUCCACCCUCUUACACACUGCUGGGACAUCCAGCCUGACACCGACCUCCACUGCUCCGCCCACCCGUCCCCCCUGGCUCGCUCUCACCUCCGCCCACAGCUCCUCGAUGGCUAACACUAACGCUGUGACACUGGAUUCAGUGGCUAACUUUUCACCUCUGACCUCAGGAUCUGACCCGAUACCUAUUCUGAGCUCCAUCCAGCCACGACUGUCCACAAGAUCGGCGAUCACAGGCCUGACAUUGCAGCCACGUGACUUCACACAAACAGCAGUCACGAGCCGGAUCGACGGUAAGGGUCGCUUUCUGCCACCCACCGAAGUGCUCGUCAACUUAUCGUCCAAUCACAUCUCCUACGUGGUGACAAGACUGAGUCCUUUUACCGACUACAACUUCAGCGUAUCCGCUUUCACUACUGUAGGAGAAGGACCUGCUAUGCUGAUCGCACAGAAAACUCCAGAACAGGUGCCUAGCUCUGUUCAGGAUGUGUCCUAUGCCAACAUAAGCUCCACCUCCAUCUUUGUCAGCUGGAAUCCACCUCUGAACCCCAACGGGAAGAUCACACACUACACCAUUUAUAUCUUCAAACUGCAUAGGCACGAGGGCCAGCAACAGGUUACAAACACCACUAGUAUCAUCCUCACAGGUUUGGAUAAAUACACACAGUAUAAGGUACGUGUGGCCGCGUCGACAGCAGCAGGCGAGAGCCCUGCGUCUGAUGAGGAUAACAUCUCCGUACUGACGCUUGAGGAUGAGCCGGAUUCUCCUCCAUACAACCUGGUUGUUUUGAACACCACGUGGUCCACUGCCACCAUCACCUGGUCUCCUCCUGAUAAACCCAACGGCAUCCUCCUUUUCUAUGAGGUGACCUACAGCAAUGCCACUUUCAACUACACGGUGAACUCGACUGUUCCCAGCGUCACACUGCACCACCUCAAACCGUACACUCUCUACAACGUCACUGCACGUGGCUACACACGGCUUGGACAUGGAGAUCAGACCUCCGCCAUGCUACAGAUGUUGUCGGGGGAAGAUGUGCCUGGCAGUCCUCCAUACAUGCUUGUUUAUGACAGCAUAAGCUCCAGCGAGGUGAAUGUGUCCUGGUCGCCACCCCUCGUGCCCAAUGGAGUCAUCUUGUACUACACUGUGGAAUAUUGGAACACCACACACACUCUGAAUAUCAGCACACACACGCCGUCUGUGCUCCUGUCCAACCUGCGCAAGUACGCACACUACCGCCUCAGCGUUCAGGCGGCCACUCGAGUCGGACUGGGGAACCACAGCAGCGAAAUCCUCAACAUCACAACUCUCGAGGACGUCCCGAGCUCCCCCCCGCAGUUCUUGUACUACAGGAAGUUGUCAGAUAAUGAAGUCGAGUUGUCAUGGCAACCCCCCAAGGAGGCCAACUCGGAGAUUCUGUACUACAUAGUGAGGGUGUGGAACUUGAGCUCUGAGUUUGUAGCCAAUGUGACUGAGACGUCAGUCGUGGUCAGUGUAGAUGGACCUGGACUGUAUAACGCAUCUGUGAGCAGCUGGACUCGGCUUGGGGAUGGAGACCCCCCUCAGAACGUGUUCUACACAUUGCUGUCUCCAAGGACAGUGAGACUGAGUUGGAGCCCCCCUACUCAGCCAAAUGGCAUCAUACAGUACUACACCAUUUACUACAGCGACAACAUCACCAUUGCCACUCAGGUGCACACACACACACACACACACACACAUACGCACUCAAACACACACACACACUCACAAUCAUACACUGCUGUCUUUCACAAUAUACAUAAUUCAGUCUCUAUACACUAUUCUCGGGUGCCGGGCUUGUUGCAGUGGGCAGAGCUGGACGGGCUGAGGGCGGGGCAUGAAUACAGGGUGUGGCUGAGCUCCAGCACGUCUCUGGGUGAUGGGGGGGUAAUCAGCGAUCCCCUAAACUUCACCACACCAGAGGACGUGCCGAGUGGUCCGGUCCAUAAUCUCUCGGCUCAGCUUUACGGUUCUACGGCUGUAGUGAUAAGUUGGGACCCCCCUCUGGAGCCGAAUGGUAGAGUCUUCUACCUGCUAAGCCUUCAGGAAGCGGGCAUAACCCACCCGUCCAUCAACCGCACGGAAAACCAGACCAUUACCAAGACGACCACCGACACGAUUUUCCUUUUCACCAAACUCAGGAAGUACUUCCCCUACGUGAUAACGGUUACCCCGGCAACUAGUGCAGGCUCCGCCUUAGACCACACCUCCGUACUGCACCUGAGAACGGAUGAUGAUGUACCCAGUUCAGCUCCCUUGCUGGGUAUGAGCAGGAAUCUCUCCUCCACCUCUAUCCUGGUGUCAUGGUAUGCUCCUGUGGAACCGAACGGGGAGAUAAUCGAAUACGCCGCAGUUCUACACGGUCCCCGAGGAUCCAACAGCACGUACACACCCAACUCACAGCUCACUCUUACACACCUCACCCCGUACACAGCCUACAACCUCUCCAUCUCUGCGGUGAAUCGUAAGGGCAUGGGACCCUCGCUCAUGUUACCUCUGCACACUGAUGAAGCAGGUCCAAUGUCUCCACCACGAAACCUGAGCAUCUUUAACCACUCUUCUGACUCAGUGUGGCUCCACUGGGAACCCAGUCUGGAGCCCAAUGGUGUCAUUCAACAUUAUGGAUUCAAAAUCGUGGACCUGAACACGAAUGCUGUUAUAUACCAGAACUCCACAAGUGCCUCUACUCAGGCAGAAUUACAUGGCUUCACACCUCAUAGCUCUUAUGAGAUAAGUGUGUCUACUUACACGAGAGCAGGCAAUGGAGACCAGUACAGUCUUCCUGUUACCUUUACUACCCUCGAGUCAGUGUCCGAGGCGGUUCGAAAUCUGUCCUGUUCGGGCCUGGACUGGGAUUCAGUCUAUAUGGAAUGGGAGCCUCCAGCAAACCCCAACGGAGAGAUUUUGCUUUACAAAAUUAUCUCAGCAGAUCACAUAGAGGAGGCGUUUCCCCUAAUGCUUACACAUAAACUCGCGUACACUUUCAGCGGCCUGCGUCCCGACAUGCUUUAUGUCAUCUCUGUGGCUGCUGUUAACUCAGCGGGUCCAGGAAUAGAGGCCAACUGCACAGCACAUACACUACCAGAAUCAGUUCCUGGUCCCCCAGAGUCGCUGUCUGUAGUGAAUAUUAGCUCGGAUGCUGUGACUGUGAGCUGGCUCCGUCCUGCCCGAGUCCCCGGGCUCUUACGGGGUUACAGAGUGGAGAGACAGCUAGUGUGUAACCUAGAGGAUGACGCUUCCUGUGUGGAGAGUGAAGUUUUUCUGUCGGUAAAUGUGACGGAAUAUGGUAGAAGGGAGAUAACAGUAACACUGCAGCCCCUGCGUAAAUACAGGCGCUAUCGCAUCAGAGUGACGGCAUGGACCAACGCCGGAGAUGGAGAACCUACGGCGUGGAUGUACAUACAGACAGCAGCAGGAAACCCUGACGCCCCACCAGUUGCUGUCGCAGCGGUUCCUUCAAUCUCUGGGAUGAAAAUCACUUGGGAUGAACCGGCAAUCAUCUCCGGCCCCACCUCCUACCUCAUUGACGUUAUUGCUCUGGACGGUUCUCAUCAUAAUGUGACAAUAGUGAGGAAAGCAGGAGAAAUCCAGAUGGUGGUCAUUGGGAACUUGACUGCUUACACUUAUUACUCCGUUACUGUCACUGCCUUUACUGGAGACGUGGCCGAUGCCCGCCGAGACGGCAUGACCUCUACACCCGUCAUCGUCAGGACACUAGAAGGGGAACCAAAGGAUCCACCCAAAAACGUGACCCUGACUAUCAUGCCAGAAGAAGUGACCCGUGUAUAUGUAACAUUCUCACCACCGGAUGAGCCUAAUGGCAACAUCAGUGCCUAUCAUGUCUAUAUUUACCGCGAUGGACGACUGGACUUCGAGAUCGACAGCUUGCCGGUGGUCAGUAACCCGAACAAGACCAUGACUGCUGUUAUACAGGGUCUUAAAGGAGGAUUUAACUACAGCAUACAGAUAGCUGCAGUGAAUGGAGCAGGAUUCGGGCCCAGAUCAGAAGUCAGAAUCAGCAUGCCGAUAAAAGCCCCACCGAUGCCCUCUAAGAGGCCAGCGGUAGCCCUGAACAGUGUAGGCGUUGUCAUGGCAACACACCAAACCAUCACUAUCGAGAUGCCGUUGUGUUUUUUCUCAGAUGACAACGGUCCUAUUCACAAAAUCCAGGUCAUCGUCUCUGAGCCGGCAGUGAUGGACUACAGCAAUGUGUCUAACUGGAAAACCGUGUUCCUCCACGCUACUGCCCCGUACGUGACGGACGAAGGCUUUCCAAACCCGGAGUGCUCGGAGGAUCCGAGUUCAAAUAAGGAUAGAACUUUGAAAAACAUACGUUCCAGGAUGUACGUGAUUGGAUCGGAGGAAGGAUGUUUCUCUGAGGAUGCACAGAUCCUCUGUAACGGGCCUUUAAAAGCCAAAACGUACUACGUAUUUAAAUUCCGUGCAACGAAUAUCCUCGGUCAGUACACGGACUCUGUGUACUCGGAGAGGGUCAGAACGGCAGAUGAUGGUCUUUUGACUCGGGAUGAGCAGAUCAUACUCGGAGUGCUCCUGUCUUUUUUCCUGGCGUUGUUCCUGAUCUUGAUUAUAUACGCUUCUGUGCGGAUCCAUCAGAGGCAGAAGGAGGGCGGCACCUAUUCUCCACGAGAAGCAGAGAUUAUUGAGACCAAGCUGAAGCUGGAUCAGCUGAUAGCAAUGGCAGACAUGGAGCUGAAAGAGGAAAAGAUCCAGCGGUACUCCUCCUUUUUCUUUAGGAGGAAGGAUAUAUUUGUAAUCCAGCUGCUCAGUUAUAGGAAAUCUCUCAAGCCGAUCAGUAAGAAGGCUUUCAUUCAGCACGUGGAGGAUCUGUGUGCCAAUGACAACGCCAAGUUUCACGAGGAAUUUGCUGAACUGCCAAAGCUUCUGCACGACCUGGCAACAUCGGACGCUGACCUGCCAUGGAACCGCUCCAAAAACCGCUUCACAAACAUUAAACCCUAUAACAAUAACCGAGUGAAGCUGCUGUCUGAGCCGGGGAUCCCGGGGUCUGAUUACAUCAAUGCUAGCUUUGUCUCUGGUUAUCUGUGUCCUAAUGAGUUUAUAGCCACUCAGGGACCUCUUCCUGGCACCGUGGCUGAUUUCUGGAGAAUGAUUUGGGAAACCAGGACCAAAACCAUCGCCAUGCUCACCCAGUGCUUUGAGAAGGGUCGGAUUCGCUGUCAUCAGUACUGGCCGGAGGACAACAAGCCGGUCACCGUGUUUGGUGACAUCAUCAUCACAAAGCUGACGGAGGACGUGCAUCCGGAUUGGACUGUCAGAGUGCUCAGAGUGGAGAAGCAUGGCGACUACAUGGUGGUGCAUCACUUUAACUACACGUCCUGGCCAGAGCACGGUGUUCCUGAGUCCAGCUCCACUUUAAUACAGUUCGUCAAAGCCGUCAGGUCCAACAGAGGCCACGACAAUGCAACCAUCGUAGUGCACUGCAGUGCUGGCGUGGGCAGAACCGGAGUCUUUAUAGCUCUAGACCACCUGAUUCAGCACAUCCGAGACCAUGACUUUGUGGACGUGUACGGCCUGGUGGCAGAACUGCGCAGUGAGAGGAUGUGCAUGGUGCAGAAUCUGGCUCAGUACAUGUUUCUGUAUCAGAGCACUCUGGAUCUGCUGACCAGCAAAGGCAACAGUCAGUCCAUCUGGUUCGUUAACUACUCGGCGUUGGAGAAAAUGGACUCGCUGGAUGCUAUGGAAGGUGACGUUGAGUUGGAGUGGGAAGAGACGACAAUGUAAGAGCGCUGAAUUUUCUGCAUUAUGCCUGUCACGGCUUCAUUAAGACCCUGAGUGAGGACGACUGGGGCACUGCGGCCAAACACAGAGCAAACACCAGGAACAUUUAUGAAGCCGACGGUUUGCACACACACACACACACACACACACAAACACAUGGCGUGUGUGUGUGCAAACUGUGUGUACGUAUAAUCACUUCAGACGUCCCCUGCUCACAUCAUUAACUCAUCGAACAGUGUACCGACGUGUAAAGUCAGAGGAUUAUAAGCUUUUCAUUUGAAUCCUUCCCUUCUGUUCGGUUUGGUUUAGAUUGACACCUUUUACAGUUUUACUUACAUUAGAAUCUUACUAAACAUAUAUUUGUUUCAGAAAUUUGAAACUCCUUUUCUCUAUUCUAUCGAACACGACAAACAUCGGAAAAUGUUAAUAUUGCAAAGUGUAAAAACGUUGAAAUAAAAUGAUCAUUAUUAAUCAUCGGAUUCCUACAUUUUUCAUGAUAAUAAUUAAUGCUACAAGCUGAAGCAAUGAAAGCGAAACGAUGUUUAAAGUUAAAGUGUAACUUCGCGCUCUACCCUCACGUUAAUGUCUUGUUUUACGUGUAUUAUGUAUUACGUGAUCGAUUUAUUUUAUUCAUACAUCCAGUACGUCACACACGGUAGCGGACGAAGACCCAGCACUCGUCAGCUCGCUAUUUUUAAUUUGUUCCUCAUUUAUUCAAUUUUUAUCAUAAAUUAUUAAGCCAAACAAGUGUUUAUGUCAGGAGCUAUAAAUAUACAGGAUAUUUUUGUGUGUAUAUUUUCAAAUGAAACAGUAUUUGUGUUUUGAAAUAAAUGCGAUUUUUUUUUUGUCUGAGAUAUGCAGUGUGUCCAUGUCAUGAAAAAACGAUAAAGAGCAGCUGUAGAGCUAC
Molecule: messenger RNA, 11448 nt
Organism: Ictalurus furcatus (blue catfish)
Lineage: Eukaryota; Metazoa; Chordata; Actinopteri; Siluriformes; Ictaluridae
Gene: ptprq
Product: protein tyrosine phosphatase receptor type Q
Exons: 59
Coding region: 69-10544 (3491 amino acids)
Biological process (GO): protein dephosphorylation
Molecular function (GO): protein tyrosine phosphatase activity; protein binding
Source: RefSeq, a predicted model, not a curated record